AAGAUUCCGCGCGCUCUCGAUUUCUGCUUGCUCCCAAUUCCCAAACCCACCACUGAAAUUGAUCGAGCUCGGCACGCUCUUCCGACGCCGAUCGCAUCGUCGACGCUUCCUCAUCGGCUUCGUCUCGCUUCCGCAUUGUCGUCUUGUUUUCCAACCUCCAAAGGACAGCGUACUUGAAGAACUUCAGUCUCCGAUUUUCGAUGCAGCCAUGGAUUCGAUUCCGGUUGCAGUGAAAGAGGAGUAUCCAGAAUCGGUUUCGAUUUGUGUAGAAGAAGACCCUUGCGCUGAGGCUCCUCGUCCAAUGAACGGACUGCACGAAAUUGGACCGCCCCCUUUCCUCACCAAGACCUUCGACAUUGUUGAAGACCCGGCGACGGAUCAUGUGAUCUCUUGGAGCUCCUCCAAUAAUAGCUUCGUGGUUCGGGAUCCCGACGAAUUUGCUAUGACUUUGCUGCCGAGGCACUUCAAGCACAGCAAUUUCUCUAGCUUCGUGAGGCAGCUCAACACAUACGGAUUUAGGAAGGUGGAUCCAGAUAGAUGGGAAUUUGCAAAUGAAGGAUUUCUAAGAAGGCAGAGGCAUCUCCUCAAGACCAUCAAAAGAAGAAAACCAGCUAGUAAUCCUCCUCCAAUCCAGCAAUUCGCAGAAUCAGUCCUCGAGGUUGGGCAGUUCGGGCUAGAUGGAGAGAUUGACAGGCUAAAACGCGACAAGAACAAUCUGAUAGCACAAGUGUUAAAGCUACGGCAGCAACAGCAGAGCACAAGAGCUCAGCUUCAAGAGAUGGAAAAACGACUGCAAAUCACAGAACAAAAGCAACAACAUAUGAUGGCCUUCUUAGCGCGCGCUUUGCAAAACCCUGAAUUCUUUCAGCAACUGGUCGAGCAGCAAGCGAAAAGGAAAGAGCUUGAGGAAGACAUUUCCAAAAAGAGGAGACGAUCCAUCGAAGCCAGCCACAGCCAUGCGUUUGAGCCAUCAUUCCAAGUCGAGACAGAAAAACUUUUAGUGGAUUUCGACCCUCAACUCUGGGACUUGGAAAAUUUGGAGCUCGAGUUGCAGGGGAUUGGAAACGAUGAGAAUGACGAGGAGGAGCAAGGUGGAGACCUGGGCCUGAACGUCGAGUUAUGGGAGGAGCUUUUGAAAGAACAGAGCGAAGGUAAUGAAACAUCAGAAGGGGUAUUGGAGUUCUUGCCGAGAAACUAGGUUAUCUGAGUUCCAGUAGUCCUAAAUAGAUCGGCCAUCUAUGCAUCACGCACUUUACUAUCUCAUUUCUAUUGAAUCGAGUUUGCAUUGAGAAUCUUUAUUUGGCUUUGAUGCUCUCGCGGCUGAAGGUUCUGUCUUUUAUAAUAAACUGUUUUACUUGCUGAUUUAGCUCA
This is a messenger RNA of Zingiber officinale, 1371 nucleotides long. RefSeq names its product heat stress transcription factor A-2c-like. The record is from RefSeq and is a predicted model, not a curated record. NCBI's taxonomy places the organism in Eukaryota, Viridiplantae, Streptophyta, Magnoliopsida, Zingiberales, Zingiberaceae. Gene Ontology annotation, molecular function: RNA polymerase II cis-regulatory region sequence-specific DNA binding; DNA-binding transcription factor activity. The coding region runs from base 209 to 1198 and encodes 329 amino acids. Gene Ontology annotation, biological process: regulation of transcription by RNA polymerase II. Gene Ontology annotation, cellular component: nucleus. The transcript has 3 exons.